GCGCACCCACCUGCUGCAUCUUAGUUCAGUCGGCUCUUAGAGUAGUAACCGCCAGAAAGGAGUCGGAAGAGGUCUCACGAGGCUGUCAUCACCGCCAUGCCCAAGAAUAAAGGUAAAGGAGGUAAAAACAGGCGCAGGGGUAAAAAUGAGAAUGAAUCUGAAAAAAGAGAGUUGGUGUUUAAAGAGGAUGGACAAGAGUAUGCUCAGGUAAUCAAAAUGUUGGGAAAUGGACGAUUGGAAGCAUUGUGUUUUGAUGGUGUAAAGAGGUUAUGCCAUAUCAGAGGGAAAUUGAGAAAAAAGGUUUGGAUAAAUACAUCAGACAUUAUAUUGGUUGGUCUACGGGACUAUCAGGAUAACAAAGCUGAUGUAAUUUUAAAGUACAAUGCAGAUGAAGCUAGAAGCCUGAAGGCAUAUGGCGAGCUUCCAGAACAUGCUAAAAUCAAUGAAACAGACACAUUUGGUCCUGGAGAUGAUGAUGAAAUCCAGUUUGACGAUAUUGGAGAUGAUGAUGAAGACAUUGAUGAUAUCUAAAUUGAACCAAGUGUUUUUACAUGACAAGUUCUCUGAGGAUGGUUCUACAGUUGGGAUUUUGGCCAUCAUCAACCAAGAAGAGAAAUUCAUUUAGUGUGUAGUUUCUGAAAGCAAACUGAUUUAUUUUCAUUGUUUUAAAGUAUUUAUUUCUUUAAAAGCUGAGGACACUGAAUUACCUUAAGUUAAAUGUUAAUACUUUAUUGUUUUGAUGUAAUGGAACUUAAGGAUAAAAGACCAUAAUAUUUGCUGUUAAAAUAAAUAAACGAGUGCCUUUCCUACUGUGAUAACGUCAAGUAAUUGGAUAUUUUGAAUACAUUUCUGCCUGAUAAUCAUGCUGGGUUCUAAUAAGCCCUACUUCCACCUAAUCUGUUUACAGUCUUUUGGUAUGUUUCAGUUACUUAGAUGGUCUCAUAAGGUUUCUGAUACAAUUUGAAGACAGAAAUCUGCAUUUAGAAUCAGAAAACAUGGACAUAUUUUUCAUAUUUAUCUAGUCAUAUGUAAUUUUAUGCUAACAUUGAUAGUUUAUAAAUCCUUUUCAUCCUUUGUGCCUCGGUUAUUAAGGAAAAAAAAAUGUCCAACAUACAGUUUUUAAAGUGUGGCAGUUUUGAGUAGUAACUUAGAAUGUAUAAGAUUAAGAGUUAAAGAAACCGAACAAUAAGUGGCAACCAAUUAUCUUAACAUUGGAAAUACUGGGGUGCCAUUUUGUUUUCAAAAGUUAUUCAUUGUAAUCCACUGUUUUGGCUUUCAUGAACAAGUAAAUUACAGUGUAUAAAUGAAAAGCAAUUUCAUAAUAAAUUCUAUAAACUGA
Molecule: messenger RNA, 1339 nt
Organism: Homo sapiens (human)
Lineage: Eukaryota; Metazoa; Chordata; Mammalia; Primates; Hominidae
Gene: EIF1AY
Product: eukaryotic translation initiation factor 1A Y-linked
Exons: 7
Coding region: 97-531 (144 amino acids)
Biological process (GO): translational initiation
Cellular component (GO): cytoplasm
Molecular function (GO): translation initiation factor activity; RNA binding
Source: RefSeq, marked reviewed